AUGAAUCCGUUCAGGCUAAAUUUAAAUCAAACUCUACUAAAAGUGGCCAGCAACCAGGUUUCAGUUAAUAGAUUGUCAGUACAAUUGGGGCCGUACAAUUGGGGCCGGUAUGUGAACGGCACCUGGACUGGACUUAUUGGGGAUGUGUCGCAAAAUUUUUUGGUGGCUGAUAUUGGUUUAUCCGGGGUAUCCAUAACCUCUGAGAGGGCACAAGUAGUCGACUUCACCGAAUCACAUAUACUGACAUCACUCACAUUCAUANAUUGUGCCGGCUUAAUAGAGUACUGGAAACUAUUAGAUUAUAGACAACUGGAUCUCAAUAUUGAAAUAGGAUUCUCAGGGGACAGGGAUGCGACGGAAACCUGGGAUACCCUGCUAUUCGAUCAAUUUAAAAUCCAGGGCCGCUUGUUUACAUGUUCACACUAUAAGCAGGAGGUAGUGCCAGGCUCGUCCCUUCCA
Oppiella nova is the source of this 459-nucleotide messenger RNA. Lineage: Eukaryota; Metazoa; Arthropoda; Arachnida; Sarcoptiformes; Oppiidae. The record is from the annotation of a GenBank genome assembly.